AUGACCCCGAUCACUGUUUUUGAAGAUCCUUGGCCAAAGGAUAAGGCCAAAAUUCCGCUCGAGACCGUGUCCCUGAAACACUUCGAACUCAUUGAGAUAUUUAUGAAACUUAUCCCCCACUUCCAGACAGAUGAAGAGGGCCAGAUUUUGCAAGAAGCUCUGGUAUACUCAGAAUGGCGUUACAUCAAUUACAUACGAUUCCUGCACCUGAAGGGGGUUUCAGCAUACGACUGCCCACCGCCAUGGGACGUUGCAAUGAUCUGGUACUGCCACCUACUAUCUCCAUACCAUUUCCACCGGCAUCUCUGGGACAACGAUCACAUAUCCUACGGCCUGAACCACCACCAAUUUCCAGUCACGAAACUGGUGCGACUCUAUCAGUCUGGCAAAUGGUCAGAUAUUGGGGACUACACGUCCCUGAGGAGACAAGAAUGCAAGAUGCCAUGUAUCAAAUCCUCGCAGCAUAGUCUAUCCGGACAUCGGUGCGAGUUGACGCCAUGGCAAAACGUGGAGGAUCUUGCCGAGGUCUUCAACCGUCAAGUCGCCUUUUGGAAGGCUCUGCUCAAGGCACGCAGCUCGGAUCCGGAUUUCGCCUCGCGAAAACACCUGGCGGCGUCCUUGGGGGAUUACGAACGAUUCAUCAAGCUCCAUGGAAUACCUCCGACGAUGAAAAAGGCACCUUACAAGGAUACAUGGAAGCUCGAUAUGGAUGCGCUCCCAGUACGUGGGGCUAUCAUGUCGGAGCCGAGGAAUCGUGAGUUCGUGCCUCCCAACCUGAUGGUGGAUUUUCUCUGGCAUACGCAUCGCCUCUACCCAGCCAGCUACUGGGUUUGGAGUUUCACUACGGCAGGGAGACUGAUAGACUAUGAGCCGAUGGCUUCGGCCGAGGCAGCUAAGCGGACUUUGCGAGAGACUGAUCUAGAGUGGAAGAAGAGGGACGGCAUCUGGUAUGACAAGAAACACUCUUUGCACCAAGGCGACAUGGAGGGGUAUUUCCCAGACGCGGCUAUUGUCCCACCGGGGCACCCUGCCAGAGCUAAAGUCCAAUGGACUCUAGGUGGAAUGAAUCCUGUGAAAGAGAGGAGAGUAGGAACUAGAGGGAGGUACUAUGUGUUUGAGGGGCUUGACAUACCAUUUGACGGGGGCACUUGGGACUUUGGUGGCAGCGGUGACGGAGGAGGGGGAGGAGAUGGAGGAAGUGGAGGAGGAGACGGCGGGUGUGGCGGCGAUGGGGGAGGUGGAGGCGGGGGUGGUGAUGGCGGAAGCUGA
Messenger RNA from Colletotrichum siamense, 1269 nucleotides. RefSeq lists its product as uncharacterized. Bases 1 to 1269 code for a protein of 422 amino acids. The transcript is spliced from 4 exons. The record is from RefSeq and is a predicted model, not a curated record. NCBI's taxonomy places the organism in Eukaryota, Fungi, Ascomycota, Sordariomycetes, Glomerellales, Glomerellaceae.